AUGUUGAAGAGACCAGCAAAUCGCUUCGUUCAACGAGUUGUGAAGAGUUCGUCCGGUCCAAACUGGAAAACGCCACAUGGCCGAAAAUGGAAGUUCAAGCGAGACGUAAGGUUUCCCAGGUUAUGGAAUAAUAUGGAAAAAGUGGAAAACGGAUGUAUGGAAAACGAAAUGAUUGAUUCUGUGCAAGCUUCCGUAGAAGAUCGAGAACGAUGGGCAGAGAUACUUUCAAGGAUGACAGACCUCGGCGAAGAUGCGGACAAUCGCGUCGGGCGAUAA
Necator americanus (New World hookworm) is the source of this 276-nucleotide messenger RNA. RefSeq lists its product as uncharacterized. The record is from RefSeq and is a predicted model, not a curated record. The coding region runs from base 1 to 276 and encodes 91 amino acids. The transcript has a single exon. NCBI's taxonomy places the organism in Eukaryota, Metazoa, Nematoda, Chromadorea, Rhabditida, Ancylostomatidae.